Molecule: messenger RNA, 1370 nt
Organism: Cantharellus anzutake
Lineage: Eukaryota; Fungi; Basidiomycota; Agaricomycetes; Cantharellales; Hydnaceae
Product: kinase-like domain-containing protein
Exons: 7
Coding region: 262-999 (245 amino acids)
Biological process (GO): protein phosphorylation
Molecular function (GO): protein kinase activity; ATP binding
Source: RefSeq, a predicted model, not a curated record
ACGGCAUCUCUACCUUGCUGCGCUCAAAGAGAAGGCAUCGGUGCAAGUGGAUGGUGGGCGUGAACUUGCCACAUGAAUGAAUUGAGCUCUAGGACCUGUUUGGGUUGAAUAGACGAUUCAAACAAGUAGACGCAUUUCCUCUUCGCCCCGAAAGCUGAUACCCUAUGAUCAGCUUCUCUUCCACGUGUUGGCUAGAUUAUCACUAGGGGCUAACAGUCAAUUCCCAGUGGAGAGCCCGUUCGUUCCGCCAACGGCUUCACGAUGGACGCGUCGUCUUCUGCCCUGAUAGAAGGCUUGCGGAUGGCAGCUGCUGAGGCCAAGGUAAAAGAUCUCAGUGGGCAAUUCGAUCCCUCUCGAUCCCUUGUUGGGACAGGUGGCUACUCCACUGUCUAUACUGCAACUUGGAGGUCUCCUGAAUGUGAAGGACCUGUGAAGGUUUGUUACAAGGAGCUUCGUCCACAUGUAAGCAAUAUGCAUGAAGCUGUGGAGAAGACAAGAAAAAUGGUCAAGUACCUUACCCGUGAGAUGGGAGUUUGGAGUAAAUUGGAUCACCCUAAUAUCCUCAAGUUCCUUGGCUUUGCCAUCGAAGGGGAUGGAUGCGAUGUAAAGGGUGUGCUGGUUUCUCCUUGGUGCCGAAAUGGGAGUAUACUCGAGUAUCUAGAGAAGAACCCACAUGCAGAAAGGAUAGACUUGAUAAAGGGUAUCGCGGAAGGACUUGACUAUUUACACCAUUUGAUGCCAGCAGUUAUUCACGGAGAUCUUAAGCCUGCAAAUGUUCUCGUUAGCGAUGAUCACAACGCAAUGUUAUGCGAUUUUGGGCUGUCCCGCUUCAGCAGUGAACUCACCACGGGUCAAACAUCCUCAGCUGUUGCUUUGGCGAUCAGGUUCACGCCCCUGGAGGUAAUAUUAGGCGAGGAGAGGAAAAAGUACCGAAAGCGACGUCUAUUCCUUUGCAUGUACGUGUAUUCCGAUCUUGUUCGGCAAACAACCAUUCCCUGAUCUAAAGGACCUCCAAAUAGUUGCACAGAUCCCGAAAGAAGGUCCUUGGAACUGGGAUCUCAAGGACCCGCUGCAACGCACUCUGUCCAACUGCUGUUCUGUGGUGACCAAGAAUCGCCCCUCUAUCCGGAAGGCCCUGCAGACGGUUACAUUUGUUAGGUCCUCCCUGUCUCCCCGAGGCACCACGGGCGUUCCGAAGAGCAUCAUAGCGCCCCACGAUGCUCAUGCAUCAAACAUGUCCAACCCUAUUGGAGACUACAUAACGAGAUUAGUGCGGUACGCUCGCGAGUAUAACAUUCGGUUACGCAAGGUAAGACAUGCCCUUUAACAUGCGUAUAGGUGGAAAGACGAGUUGGCUGGCGCAUGGGAAG